Molecule: messenger RNA, 5265 nt
Organism: Pantherophis guttatus
Lineage: Eukaryota; Metazoa; Chordata; Lepidosauria; Squamata; Colubridae
Product: zinc finger protein 777-like
Biological process (GO): regulation of cytokine production; negative regulation of transcription by RNA polymerase II; regulation of immune system process
Cellular component (GO): nucleoplasm
Molecular function (GO): DNA-binding transcription repressor activity, RNA polymerase II-specific; RNA polymerase II cis-regulatory region sequence-specific DNA binding
Source: RefSeq, a predicted model, not a curated record
GGAUGAAGGGAAGGGAAGAAAGGGUAGAAGGAAGGAAAUGAAGGAAGGAAAAAGGGAAGGAAGGAAAGAGAAAAGGAAGGAAGUAAAAGAAGGGAAAAGGAAGGAAGUAUUGAAUGUACCAAGGAAGGGAGGGAGGAAGGAAUGAGGAAAGGAAAGAAGGAAAGAAAAAGGGAAGGGAGGGUAGAAGGAAGUAAUGAAUGUAUGAAUAGGAGGGAAGGAGGGAAGAAGGAAGGAGGAAAGGAAGGAGGAAAGAAAAAAAGGGAGGGAAAAAGGAAGUAAUGUAUGUAAGAAGGAAGGAAGAGAGGAAGGAGGAAGGGAAGGGAGGGUAGAAGGAAGUGAAGGAAGGAGAAAAGGAAGGAAGGAAAAUGAAAGGGAAGGGAAGAGAGGGAAGAAGGAAGUAAUGAAGGUAUGGAGGGAAGGAGCGAAGGAGGAAGGAGGAAAGAAAAAGGGAAGGGAACAGAAGGUAGAAGGAAGGAAAGGAAGGAAGGGAAGGAAGGGAGGGAGGAAAAGAGGGAAGAAAGAAAAGAGAACAGGAGGGAAGAAGGAAGUAGUGAAUGAAUGAUGGAAGGUGGGAAGGGAAAGGAGGGAAGGAAGGAAAGGAAAUGUAGAAAGGAAAAGGAAGGGAGGGUAAGAGGAAGUAAAGAAAAGGAAAAAAGGAAGGGAAAGGGAGAAGGAAAGGAAGGAAAAGGAAGAAGGGAGGAUGGAAGGAAGGGAAAGGAACGAAAAGGAAGGGACAAAGGAAAAGGAAGGAAGGGAGGGUAGAAGGAGGGAAGAAGAAGAUAGAAGAAAUGAAUGGAGGGAGGGAAAAGGGAGGAAGAAAAAAGGGAAGUGAGGAAAGAAGGAAGGAGGGAGGGAAUGAAGGAAAAAGGAAAGAAAAGAGUAGGAAGGAAAAGAGGGAAGAGGAAAGGAGGGAAGAAGGAAGUAAUGACGGAAGGUAGGAAAGGAAAGGGAAAAAGAAAGGAAAGAAAGAAAAAGAAAAAAGGAAGCUAAAUUUCCACUCAACCAUGGAAAAAUAUGUUUCCCCCCUUGUUAUGUUGCCUAUAUUUAUAUUUAUUUAUCUCAUUUAUUCGGCUGCCCAUCUUACAGAUGGAUGACAAGCUGCCAAAAAGCUAUAAAAAUUUGACUUUAAAAAAAAAAAAAGUUAAAUAUUUCUUUGGGGCCUGCGUUGGUUCAUUCAGGGACCGUUCCUGGUUACAAUGUCCCUGAAAAAAAAAAAAGGUGGAUGAUUAAGGACUGUUUGUGUCACACUUAACGACUGUCGCGCCUCAAAAUUCGCAUGCUUGGCAACCGACUCAUAUUUACAACGGUCGCAGCAAUCCCCUUUCCAACAGGCAAAGUUGUCAGCGGGGGCAGAAACCCAAUUCGCUUAAUCUCCCAGGAGGCUCAUGUGAUCAUGUGAUCCGCUCUUGCAACCCAAGUCUGAUUCAUUUAACGACCAUAUUACUCACAUAAACGACUGGAGGGAUUCACCCACAGUGGCCAGAAAUGUCGUAGAACGAGGCGAGAGCCACUUCAGAAAUGUCUCACUUAGCAACAUGAAUUUGGGGCUCCCUUGUGGUCAUAACUUGAGGACUUCCUGUGGUUGGCGUUUUGUUUACAAAAUGAUGGCACCAUUUUUAUGGAAUUCCCUUCUGAGGAGGGAAUUUAAAAACCAGGAAAAAAAUCAGACACCUAUCAUUGAUUGAUGAAUGACAGGUAUCUGGUUUUUUGUCAAACGUUUAAAUUGUAUUUUAAUUUAUAUUGUUUGGCUGUCUUGCAGCUCCCUCAUUUACGGGAUAUGUUUAUUUUGCCUUCAACUGAAUAAAUUUUGAAUUUGAAUUAUAUUUCAAGCGUGUUGUCCUUGAGUUACGACGGUUCAUUUAGUGACCGUUUGAAAGUCCCUUUUUUCAGGGCCAGUUGAAGUUGGACCAGCCCUGAAAAAAGAGACAAUGCGAUCCGAUUCCUCAACAUAAUUAAACAUCAUUUAGUCUUCCCUCUUCCAAGAACAGAAACCUUCAACUAAAGAGGAUUCCAUAUAAAACCAUAUGUCCUUGACUUACAACUGCAGCUGGCACCAGCGUUUCCGUCACUAAGCGAAGAGGCUCCCACUUGUUUAAACGACCUUUUCCCCCCAUGCACUUUAAGAGAGCCGCCGCAGCAGUUGUUAAGUGAAUUGUGUGGCCAUUAAGCAAAUCCUUGACUUGGCUUGCCCAAAGCCAGCUGAAAAGGUCGUAAAAGGAGACCCCCGGGGCUCUCCAGCCAUCUUAAAUAAGAGUCCGUUGCUGAGCACCUGCGUGUUUGAUCCUACGACUGCGGGGAUGCGGUGACGGUCAUUUUUCAGUACCGCUGUGACUUCAAAUGGCCGCUAAGCGAACUGUUGUAAGUCAAGGACUACCUCUACUGAUAAUCUUCCAGGGAAUUGGGGAACAGUGCAGAGGUAAGACAGACGGCAAAUAAAUGUAAUAAUAAAAUCAAAAUGGCGAAAGUGCCUAUUUCCAUAAACAGUUAGUCCUUGGCUGACAAGCACAAUUGAACCCCAAAAAUUUCUGGGGUCAAAAAAAGCGAGACGUUUGUUAAGGGCAUUUUGUGACAUCUCCUGCCGCGGUUGUUAAGUAAAUUGUUAUGCUUGUUAACCGUGAGUCACAUGGUUAUUAAGUGAAUCCAGCUUCCUGUUUAUUGGAAGGUCGCAAAAGGGGAUCACGGGAUGCAGCGACCGUCGUAAAUAUGAGCUGGAUACCCAGCGUCGGAAUUUUGACAGGUUGUAAGUGAAAAAACAGUCCUUUUUUGGGGGGCCGUUGUAACUUUGAGCGGUCACUAAAUGAACCGUUGUAAAUUGAGGAGUAACUACCGGGCGGCAUGGGGAGACAUGGCGUCAUAAGCACUGGUGGUACCCUCGUAAAUUUGUCCCCUCUCUUCAUCCUCCCCAGCAGGCAUCUCAACGGGAUGCAACGCCCGCCCGUCGUUGUCUUCCACCGAUGCCCGCUGAUUCCGACCAAAUCUUUGACCGGGAGGACCAAGCGGCCGAGAUCGCCCUGACCUUGGUGGCCUCCUUCCAAGCCAUGGAGAAGAAGGUGGAUUCGCACACAAGCCGCCUGCUGGACCUGGAAGGCAGAACCGGGACGGUGGAGAAAAAGGUUCUGGAUUGCGAGAAGACGACAGGGGAGAUCGGCGGCCGGCUGGAGAGCAAGUGGGCCGCGUUGGGGACUCUCAUUCAGGAAUACGGCCUGCUGCAACGCCGUUUGGAAAACAUGGAGAACCUGUUGAAGAACCGCAACUUCUGGAUCCUGCGCUUCCCGCCAGGUUCUAAGGGCGAGACCCCGAAAGUGCCUCUGACCUUUGACGACAUGUCGGUCUACUUCAACGAGAAGGAAUGGGAGAAACUGGAAGAGUGGCAGAAGGAACUCUACAAGAAUUUGAUGAAGGGCAACCACCAGUCCCUGGUGUCUCUGGAUUAUGCUAUUUCCAAGCCAGGCAUAUUGUCCCAGACUGAGCGGAUGACCGACUCAUGCCAUGGAGAGGAUCAGGACUCAGAAGAACAGGGAAGACUUCCCGAUGCCACAGCAGCUGGCAUUAGGGUGGUGAUCAAAACGGAAGAGCCUCAUUCUGACGAAUGUCCCGGAGAUCUGGAGCAACAUCAGAUAUCCAGGAGUUCGGAGGGAGAUUUCCAAGGUCUGGAGCCCGAAGCCCCCUGCGGCAGCCCCUACAGCGCGGCCACCCCGUUGGGAAACUUUGCCGGGAAUAACCUGGAGGAAGGAAGUGAGUAUGACGUGAACUUCGGCGAGAUCAAGAGAGUCACUGUGCAGCACAGCAACUGUACAGACGACGGUAUCGUAAUCAAAAUGGAGGAAGAAGAGGAAGAGGAGGAGGAGGAAGAAGAGGAGGAGGAGGAAGAGGAGGAGGAAGAAGAGGAGGAGGAAGACCCCGUCAGCUUGGAGACCCGGGGGUUGUUUUCAUCCCGGGCUGAGCCACCCUGCUCGCUGACUUGCAACGUGGAGGUUCUACGGGAAGAACAGAGGGUGACCAAACCACCCCGACCCACCGUGGGGAUCUGCGCCCCACUCUGUGAGAGAGACAAUAGUGUUGAAAUGCGGCCGGUCACCUUGCAGCAGCGAAACCGGACGCGUGAGCGGCCGUACAUCUGUCCAGACUGCGGCAAGAGCUUCAUGCUGCGGAUCAACUACAUGAUCCAUCAGCGUAACCAUCUCAAGGAAGGGCCCUACGAGUGCCACGCCUGCGACCUCAGCUUCCGCCUCAAGCAGCAGUACCUCCUGCACCAGCGGCUGCACACGGCGCGGCGUGGGGUGGCUCCUCCGCCCCGCCGCGGACAGACCUACUCUAACAAGCGUAGCUUCAAGCAACAGCCUCAGCCGCCCCCACCGCCCGGCAAGCCCUACAAGUGUAGCGAGUGCGACAGCAGCUUCAGCCACAAGUCGAGCUUGAGCAAGCACCAGAUCACGCACGUUGGCGAGCGCCCGUACUCGUGUGGUGAGUGCCGGAAGAGCUUCCGGCUGCAGAUCUCGCUGGCCAUGCAUCAGCGGGUGCAUGCUGGCAAACCCGAGCUUUCCUUCAUCUGCCCGCAGUGCGGGAAGGCCUUCAGUCGGCCGUCCCACCUGCUGCGACACCAACGGACUCACACGGGCGAGCGACCGUACAAAUGUAGCCAGUGCGACAAGACGUUCAGCGAGAAGUCGAAGCUGACCAACCACUACCGUGUGCAUACCCGCGAGCGGCCCCACGCCUGCAGUGAGUGCGGCAAGGGUUUCAUUCGCAAGCACCAUCUGCUCGAGCAUCAGCGUAUCCACACGGGCGAACGGCCGUACCACUGUACUGAGUGCGGGAAGAAUUUCACCCAGAAGCAUCACCUGCUCGAGCACCAGCGGGCACACACUGGCGAGCGGCCGUACCCAUGUACGGAGUGCGCCAAGUGCUUCCGCUACAAGCAGUCGCUCAAGUAUCACUUGCGGACACACAUGGGAGAGUGAGGGACCCUCCCUGUUUCCUGCCCCCCCUCCCCUCAAAGCCAGCCCCGGUAUUCGGGUUCAGAGGACAAUCGGGGAGAGGGGGAAGGACGUCCUGCAGAGAUACCUACCUCUCUGCUCACUGAAGCACUAAAUUGAGGUCCCUCCCUCCAAGCCAGUAACAGGUUUCUGGCUCAACUAACCCUCAUCUCUUCCAGCACCGUAACCUUGAUGGACACAAACUAUAUUCUCCACGCUUCUGGCUUCCUUGACCCCUCCCCCUCCUGUUCUUUUUGAUAAUAAAUGUGGAGCCUGAUUUAUUUGGUAA